UUUCUGAAAGUGCCAGUCCCGAAAGCCUGCUGCGUGGGGCCCCCCUGCCGCUGGGUCCUGAGGCUCAGAGUCAAGCACCUUGCAAAGUUGGAGCUGCUCUUCCCGAACGUGGCACGGGCAGCAGUGAGCUGCCCGGGGCUGAUGGUGCCAAGCCCGGGGCAGGGCAGUGCCAGGGGCCCUAGCGGGGCAGGCUGCGGCGGCGGGGGCGCUCCGCGCCCUGGCCUGGCCAUGGAGGGGCGGAGAGGGCAAAGCCCCGGGUCCUGCAGCGCUCAGCUCGGCCAGACUCAGCCCCCUGCUCCUGCUGCUGCUUGAUCUGAAUGUGCUGAGGCUGGAGCUGCCCCCAGAGCUGCUGUGAUGGCGGCAGCGCGGGCUCCGCACCGGGACUCGCCCUGCCCGCAGCAGCGCCCUCGCUGAAGGCGGCGCGCCCCGGGGAAGGGGGGCUGCAGCAGCCCGGCGAGCCGCCCACCCGCGCCGCGGGCAUCGCCCCCACUCGCGUCCCUCCAGUCCCCGCAGGGCGGAAAGGCGGCGGCGGCGGCUGCAUUGUGAAGCGCGCAGCGGAUCGCAGGCCCGGGAGCAGCUGGGCUCGCUCCCUCCCGCCCGAGCCCGAUGAGCCAGCCGGACAGCAGCGCCCCGGAGCCGGCGGCGGCGCCGGGAGAGCAGGCUGAUGAGAGCAGCAGUACUGGGAAGAGAAGCUCUUCAAGCAGGGAGCACUUGAAGAGGAGUCCGAAGAGCCCGAAAGCAGAGGGCUCUGAUUCUGUGACAUCUCAGUCCUCGCCGAGUGAAGAGCCCGGAACAAUGACAGAGGUGAAAGUGAAAACAGAGAUACCAGAUGACUAUAUUCAAGAGGUGAUCUGGCAGGAUGACACCAAAGAUUCCAAGAAAAACAUAAAGGAUGGGCCAGGAGAUGUGCCAGCAGAAAUCUGUGUGGUGAUUGGAGGGGUCCGCAACCAGCAGACACUUGAUGGAAAAGCAGUGGAACACAGCUCUCCUGUUGGAUAUACACGAAAUCGAUACUCAGGCACCUGGAUUUUUGACCAUGCAUUGAGAUACACAUCCGGGUCUUAUGAGUGUGGAAUAUGUGGGAAGAAAUACAAGUAUUACAACUGUUUCCAGACCCAUGUGCGGGCGCAUAGAGACACUGAAGCUGCCUCAGGUGAAGGAGCCUCACAAGGCAACAAUUUUAGGUACACAUGUGACAUUUGUGGGAAAAAAUAUAAAUACUACAGCUGUUUCCAAGAGCACAGAGACCUGCAUGCAGUGGAUGUUUUUAGUGUGGAAGGGGCCCCAGAAAACCGGGCAGAUCCUUAUGACCAGACAGUCAUAGCAGCAGAUGAAGUGAAAGAGGAGGAGCCAGAACCAUUUCAGAAGAUUGGUCCAAAAACUGGCAAUUAUACAUGUGAAUUCUGUGGCAAGCAGUACAAAUAUUACACUCCCUACCAGGAACAUGUGGCGCUGCAUGCACCUAUUAAACAUUUUGGAUUUUCAGUCCAGCAUCUGAUAGAAAUUCACAAGACAAAGUUCUCUCGAUCUCCACUCUUCGUGGCAGUGAAGACACAGGCGAGCCAAUCCGGCAAAAAAACACCGGCUUCCAUAAUCCGAUGUUCCACCCUCCUGCACCGCUCCCCGUCCGGUAUCCCACCGGCAUCCCAAUCCCAGAUGUUCCGCGCUCCAAAUUCUGGAUCCCCAGGAAGCAAGGCCACGACAGCAGAAAGCGCAUUCAGUAGGAGAGUGGAAGGCAAAGCGCAAAACAACUUUGAAGAAACAAACAGCAGCUCCCAAAACUCUAGUGAAACCGCAAGUCCCCUGAUUUCAAAUCCUUUCCCGCUUUUACAAAAACCUUACACCUGUGGAGCUUGUGGAAUCCAGUUUCAGUUUUAUAACAAUCUGCUGGAGCACAUGCAGUCCCAUGCAGCUGACAAUGAGAACAAUAUUGCCUCUAACCAACCCAGAUCACCUCUGACUGUUGUGGAAGAAAAAUGGAAACCACAGCUCCAAAGAAACAAUGCCAAUAAUACAUCUGCAAGUGGUUCAGUAGCAAACAGUGCAAUCCCGGAGAAGGAGCGGCAGAACAUUGCUGAAAGGCUGCUGCGGGUGAUGUGCACCGACCUCGGAGCUUUGAGUGUGGUGAGCGGGAAGGAAUUCAUCAAGCUGGCACAGACCUUGGUGGAUAGUGGUGCUCGCUACGGUGCUUUCUCUGUCACAGAAAUCCUUGGCAACUUCAACACACUGGCGCUGAAGCAUUUGCCUCGGAUGUACAACCAAGUGAAAGUGAAAGUCACCUGUGCCCUGGGCAGCAAUGCCUGCCUGGGCAUAGGUGUCACUUGCCAUUCUCAGAGCGUUGGCCCUGAUUCCUGCUACAUCCUGACAGCUUAUCAGGUUGAAGGCAACCACAUCAAGAGUUAUGUCCUGGGAAUUAAGGGGGUGGACAUCCGAGAUAAUGGUGAUUUUAUCCACCACUGGGUGCAGAACGUGAUGUCUGAGUUUGUGAUGUCGGAAAUCAGGACAGUGUACGUCACAGACUGCAAAGUCAACUCCUCUGCGUUCUCCAAGGCAGGCAUGUGCUUACGUUGUUCGGCCUGUGCCUUGAACUCAGUCGUGCAGAGUGUGUUGAGUAAGCGAACACUACAGGCUCGCAACAUGCAUGAAGUCAUCGAGCUCCUGAAUGUCUGUGAAGAUUUGGCAGGAUCCACGGGCCUCUCAAAGGAGACCUUUGGCUCUCUGGAGGAGACGUCUCCCCCACCGUGCUGGAACUCAGUGACUGACUCUCUCCUGCUUGUCCAUGAGCGUUAUGAGCAGAUAUGUGAGUUCUACAGCAGAGCCAAGAAGAUGAACCUCAUCCAAAACCUGAACAAGCAUCUUCUCAGCAACCUGGCAGCCAUUUUGGCCCCAGUGAAACAAGCAGUUAUUGAACUGAGCAAUGAGAGCCGGCCCACCCUGCAGCUGGUACUGCCCACCUAUGUGAAACUGGAGAAACUGUUCACUUCCAAAGCCAAUGACGCUGGCAUAGUCAGCAAGCUUUGCCACCUCUUCCUAGAGGCACUGAAGGAGAACUUCAAAGUUCACUCUGCACACAAAGUAGCCAUGAUCUUGGACCCUCAGCAGAAGCUGCGGCCAGUCCCACCAUACCAACAUGAAGAGAUCAUUGGCAAGGUCUGUGAAUUGAUCAAUGAAGUGAAAGAGUCCUGGGCAGAAGAACCAGAAUUUGAACCUUCUACGAAGAAACCACGGGCAGCAGGUGAGGCCCCGCCAGCUCAGGAAGAAGAGCAGUUUGGGAAAAAUGAAGUCUACGAUUAUUUGCAAGAACCCCUCUUCCAGGCCACCCCUGAUCUAUUUCAGUACUGGUCGUGUGUUACCCAAAAGCAUACGAAACUAGCCAAGUUGGCCUUUUGGCUCUUAGCAGUGCCUGCUGUCGGUGCCAGAAGUGAAUGUGUAAAUAUGUGUGAGCAGGCCCUCUUAAUCAAAAGGAGGCGGCUGCUCAGUCCAGAAGACAUGAACAAACUCAUGUUUUUGAAGUCCAACAUGCUUUAAAACUGUCUUUUAAUUAAAAAAAAAUUAAAACACUGUUCCAAACAAAGAAAAGAAUUUAAGUUCUAAACACUGUGGACCUCAUUAUGAAAGCCCCUGGAAACCAAGUGCUUAUAUAUGUGUGUGUAUGAUUUUAUAUAUAUAUAUAUAUAUAUAUAUAUGUGUGUGUGUGUGUGUGUACACACACAUAUAUAUAUAAAAUAUAAUAAAAAAAUAAGUUUCAGAGGGAAGCCGAGCACGUAUCAGACACAGCCCUCUGCCAGGAACGUGCUCCUUUCUGUUAGCUAGCAUGUGGACUUGACAGACUUUCUAAUAUUUUCAAGUGGGCACACCAAUGGGAGGCUGACAUUCUAAAAUCUUCAGGCAGCUGUGAUCUAAAGUGACUUGAAGUUUCUUUUAUUUCUCCUCCACCACCACCCCCUCCUCUUGUCCCCUGGGCCACUUUGCCAUGGAUAAUCAAACAACAUUGACUAGACCGGUUCUCCACUGGGCUUUGCUCCUCUGAAGAACUGUACACCUUGAGGGCAUUCGUUUGUAGCCUUCUUAACAUACGUUGCGUGUUAUGAAGGCCGCUGUAUUUUACAAGCACUAGUAUCUCUAGAAAUCAGGAAGGGAGACUUUAAGGAAACACAUUUUUUUGCAUUUUAAUAUAAGAAAAAAAUUAUACUCUUCUGUCUCCACUCCCAUUUUUGAGUUUAAUGUUUUAGCUAGUGAUUUUACUUUUUCGAGUUUGAUUUAGAACUGAAAGAAAUGAUUAUGGCAAAAAGUGUCUGUAACUGUUAUGUUUUACAGAAUUUUUUUUUACAAGAUCAACUUUUCUGAAGUCCCACUGUAAACUAGCUCAUCUCACCUGUGCAUCUUCUAUAGCAGUGGUUCUUAAACUUGUUCAUAGAGUAGAAUCAAUCUUCACGGAGGGAUAGUCAUGUCAAUACCUCCUGUCCCAUUGAGGACCAACAACAUCCCUGUGGGAACUGCUGCAAUUGCUUAAAUGGAGAAGUAACAUUAGCAAAGUAAUUUAUUUUUAGUGUCUUUCAAUACACUUUAACAGCUAGCCUGGUAUGACUGGACAGGUUUCUGUGGACCACCAGCAAGUGAUCCACAGGCCACCAGUGGUCCACAGGCUUCAGUUUGAGAACCUCUGCUAUACAACAUUUUUGUAAGCCUUCCCCAUACACGUGUCAAAACAAUCUUCAGAUGGUCAAGAACAAACCAAGGUGUAUGAUAUAUCAGGGGAGCAGAGGUCAUCAGUUUUCAAAAUGUAGGGUUUGAAGGAAGCUAAGAUAAGCGUAUGGGCUUCUGAAUGUAUGUACUCCCACUUGAGUGCAGGGUACCUUCUCGCGUUAUUCUGAACAGUUUCCUCUGCUAGCACGAAUGUCUUUUAAAUACCUAUAGUGCAUUACACUACUUGCUACACUGCUGAAUCAUUCUGGCUGGUAAGGUCCUGUGACCUUAAAACUUCAUGUUCACUGGCUCGUCAGACAUAUAGCCCAUUACCACUUGCAGUAUAGCAGAUUGUUAUAAAACCCAAGUAUCAUGAGUCAUUUCUGCUGGCAGCCCAGGCGAGCUCUCUAAUGGUAUGUCUGUACUGCAAAAAAAGCCUCAGCUGACUUGGGCUCGCAGAGCUUGCACUACAGGGCUAAAAAUAGCAGUGUAGAUGUUCCACUUUGGGCUGGAGCCCAGACUCUGAGACCUCCUCCACUCGCGGAGUCUGUAAGCCCAGGCUCCAGUCCAAGCAGGAACAUCUACACUACUAUUUUUAGUCCCGAGGUGUGAACCCGAGUCAGUUGACCGGGCUGUGAAACUCACUACUGCUGGAGCUUUUUUGCAGUGUAGACAAAUCCUGAAUGUCUGCACACAAAGUUGAGUGGUGUCACACCUGACCUCUUAGAUCUGGUGUUCUCGGACAAACUGAAUUCUCCACCAAAGGGAUUUGGAUCCCAGUGGCAAAAUUAAGUAAAUUCCUUUCUUGAUGCAUCCUCUCACACUUCAAGCAGUUUGCUCCCUAGUUGGAAUCACUGGUGACGAGACCGAUCUUACAGAUUUAUAUGCCCAGAUGAGUCUCUAGAGCAGUUUAGUUGGUAACAUUAUCAACUCUGAACUGAAAGGUUGUGGGUUGAAGUUCGUGAGCAGGAUGUGGGUCUGUGCUGCAUGCUGACAAUGUACUGCUGGGGACAAAGGAGGCUGCUGCACACUCAGAGGUACCAUCCACUGAACAGACAUUAAGCCAAGAUUCCUUCUGCCGAUCUCUGGUUGCGGUGACAAUUAAAGAUCCCAAGACACUUGUUAGAAAUGGAGGAUAAAGCCCAGAGUCCUGGCCAAUAAAUCUCUCUCCUAGUGGAACAAGUUCUAAUGCCCCAUGUGAGCACACAUCGGUUGCUGUUUGCUUGCAGUCACUUGCACUCCCAGUAUCUAACACUUCCCCUCCAGACACCUAGAUUAUGAAAGGCACUGAAUUGGCCUGUGGCCUGUAUUGCUCAGAGCUGGGAGACAAUAGUGACCCCUACUUGUUCCAGGCACAUCUAAGAACAGCCCUGGGUAUGCAGAUAUCUUUCCAACAGAUCUCUGCCCCUUCCCGGCUAGGGAUCAGCACCUCAUGCAGACUGAAUAGGCUGAAGAUUGUGUUGGCUUCCUGCCCAUGACGCCAGUGCAAAAUCAUCCAUCUUCUAAAUUCAAUUGUAAGUGUGGUUGUGGAGGUCUUUAUUCUA
Gopherus flavomarginatus (Mexican gopher tortoise) is the source of this 6230-nucleotide messenger RNA. It is a transcript of the gene ZNF618, whose product is annotated as zinc finger protein 618. Lineage: Eukaryota; Metazoa; Chordata; Testudines; Testudinidae. The record is from RefSeq and is a predicted model, not a curated record. Gene Ontology annotation, molecular function: protein dimerization activity.